Molecule: messenger RNA, 189 nt
Organism: Paramuricea clavata
Lineage: Eukaryota; Metazoa; Cnidaria; Anthozoa; Malacalcyonacea; Plexauridae
Source: the annotation of a GenBank genome assembly
AUGAACACUGCUCUUGUGCAACUAUCAGACUGGUCUUAUGAUUCUAAUUUAGCUCUCAAUGCAGGAAAAACCAAAUGUAUGGUUUUUUCAACUCAGCAGAUGGCAAGUACUCACUCACUACAUUUGCACGAGACCAGUCUAGCGGUUGAUGGUAAUUUAUUAGAGCGAAUACGCGUCACAAAACGCUUG